AUUCACAAACUGCAGAUGGUGACUUCAAGCCUCAAUGCUCCAUCACGAACACCGUGCCAGAUAUCGAGUUUCCCACUGUACCCUCUCCGGUAAGCUCACCUCACACCUUUGCAUUUUCAUACCCCCACCACCCCACCACGAUCCUCAACUUGAAAUAACAUACGGAUUACCUGCACACAACGACGAGUAGUCGAAAAGAAACGAAAACAACCCAACCUCGCCGCCCAACCCAAACAUGACAACCCCACGCACACCCCCUCUCCUAGACCCCUACCUCACCCUCCCCCCCGAAGCCUCCCUGGUGCUCCUCACCUCCGUCCUGGGCGCAACCACAAACUGGCUCGUCCUCCGCCACCUGCACUCCCUCCUCGCGCCCGGCAGUAGCGGUAACGACGGCUCCUCCCCCGGGGGGGGAAGCACCACCGCCACCGCCGUCGUGUUGGCCAGCUACAUGCGCGACCUCGCCUUCUGGAGGGACGGCGCGGCGCGGCUGGGCGUCGACCUCGAGGCGCUAGGGAUGCGGGGGAGGUUCGCUUUCGUGGACGGGCUGGGCGGCGGCGGGAGGGGGAGGGGGAGGGACGCGGCGGGGGAUGUCGGACGGGCGGUGGAUUCGCUGCUUGGGGCUGGGGCUGAGAGGGUUGUGUUGGUGGUUGACCAGGUGGAUUUGAUGCUUGCGGCGGCGGGGGGGGAGAUGUCUUGGGGGGAUGUGCGGGAGAUGCUUAUGGGGUUGAGAGAGAAGGUCCACGCUUUGAUCCUCACCCUGUCUGCGGACGAGCCUCUGGUCUCGAGCCAGACUACGACACUGGAGAAGGAGCACGCCGCGUUAGUGCUCUCUGCCGCGCAUGAAGCCGAGAUGGUCAUGAGCCUCCGGCUGCUGGACACCGGUACGGCGAAGGAUGUCAGCGGGGUCAUACGGAUCACGCGCGGCGGUGCCGAGUCGGAGAGGUCGAUAGAAGAGAGGGAGUAUCUGUAUCACGUUGUGGGCGAUGGUGGGGUGCGAGUCUUCGAACGCGGGCAGUAGCAGACUCGGUUGGGGGCGCCGUAGAGCCGGAUACCAGCAACUCAUAGACAUCAUAUAGACAGAUACCCCUGCUUCCUUGAGGCUGAAGCAAAGCCCGGAGACAAAACUGCGGAUAGUCGCAUUUUCGACGCCAACGCAGAUCACACACACGGUAGUACCACAGACGUAGCCCUCAAAAGAGCAGAUUCUGCUUGUGCUUUGUGCCAAUGCUGUAUGAUUU
This is a messenger RNA of Phialemonium atrogriseum, 1241 nucleotides long. RefSeq lists its product as uncharacterized. Gene Ontology annotation, cellular component: elongator holoenzyme complex. Lineage: Eukaryota; Fungi; Ascomycota; Sordariomycetes; Cephalothecales; Cephalothecaceae. Gene Ontology annotation, biological process: tRNA wobble uridine modification. The record is from RefSeq and is a predicted model, not a curated record. The coding region runs from base 236 to 1021 and encodes 261 amino acids. The transcript is spliced from 2 exons.